Molecule: messenger RNA, 2582 nt
Organism: Paramormyrops kingsleyae
Lineage: Eukaryota; Metazoa; Chordata; Actinopteri; Osteoglossiformes; Mormyridae
Gene: hwa
Product: huluwa
Source: RefSeq, a predicted model, not a curated record
UCAAUUUAUAAUAUUGCCAUUCUGCAGUAGGUUCACCUGUCAGUCAAUUAAAGUACUGUACCUCCCAGGUCACUGCUGUGCAAUCACAUGCCAAAAGAUGACUUGGACACAGGUAUACGAGUCAGUUAGCAUGCGGGUGUUAGAAAUUACCAUGUUCAACACAUGAAUUAUAAUCAAGCUUUUCAUUUUAUCCCUGAGUGGUUGGUACCUUAUGCUGCAAAUUCACCCCACAAAACAAUUACAGGGAGGAAAAACCAAUGUACUGGAGGAUCUCAAUGUCCUUAUGAAUAAUCUCUAGCAAGGACAGGAAGCUACAAUCAGGACAGAACAUGGACAAAAUAACUAAUUCCAGACUGGAAGACAAUCUAUUAUAACCAUGACUGUUCACCUUGAAUGCAGAACAUUUUGGGGAAGAACUGUAAGAGCACAACUGUGGACUCAAGUCUAAAGCAAGAAAUAUCAACAAACUUUCAAGUCAUAAUUCCCAUCUCUUCUCAUACGAUCUAUUGAUUUUUUAAGAAGUACUUUAUCUUUAGCUUGCGGGGUUUCGCCGUCGUUUUAUGCGAAAACGAACGGGGCUAUUGAUCCGCUUGUCAGCCAUGUUUGUUUCCUUUAAAGUUGUACACAAAUGUAUAUAUAUUCGGUUUCACAACAUAAAAGUUGUCAUUUCUAUUCAUACCUAAAGCUCACAAUAAAAAAGCGGGAUGAACAGCAGGUUAAUUUUAUUUGUUCAUUUAUUAUCCUGAUUAUCACGCUUUAAAAACUAUUCCCCCGCAGGCCGCUUCAACGUCGUAUUUCAGUAUACUACUCCUACACUUUCACAUUUCAUGUUUUCUGCCUGGUUUAAGAAUGAUUUUUUUGUCGCGCUCAUUUGGACCGCUUUCAGCCAAGAGGGCUUUUAAUUAGGCUAUUUUAAAUUAACUCGCAGACUGAAUAACUUCGGCCAUAUCCACACAACUAACAGAGGGAUUCAGUAUUUUGAGCAAACGGACGGAAAUCACGUGUUGGAAAUAUUGCACACCUGCAUUUAACUGACUGGAAUCGCAGUUUUUACAUAACUAAAGCAUAAUUUUUAUCAUUCUUCACAAUAUCACAUGUCUAUGUUUUUAAAAUAUUGUAAAAUACCUUACACGAAAUCUGAAGUUUGACGCAAUGUCGCACAUAGGUCCGUCGGUAACACCCUCAGCUUCUAAUGAGAGUUCACCUGUUUCCAGUUUAACUUUACUCAUUCUCUUACUCAUACCUUGCGUGGUUCUCCUCUUGCUGUUGAACUGCAUGUUUUUAGGAUAUAAAAUACUUAUUCUAUCUAAAAAGAAGAGGAAAAGGCGACGAGGGGGUUCCGAAACCACGCUCUUACAGUCCACUUUAUCGACGCGACACGUUACCAGAAUCUCAGAGACCCCAUCCCAGACCAAUGGAGGCAGGAAAGAUUAUCUUUCCAUCCCGGUGCCCGUGCUGGCGCAGCCCGCAGGGUCUUCAUCUCUCACCUCGUCUAAGGAGAGGGCCGCGCUGGGCCAGAGGUGCAGAGCCAUGAGGCCCGAUGGAGCCACAACAGGAGGAUCGGAGUCUUUGAAAGCACCCAGCACUAUAAUAGCCACUAUGUCGACGUCCAACUCGACGACGAGAGCGGAUCUACCGCGCAGAUCACAGCUUUACAGCAGAAGCUCUUUAGGCGGGAGGAGACUGCAGCCCGCAAUGACGCCCUACAGCGACUCGGAGACGGAUCGCGGCAACACUGUGCCACCCAAUUCCCCCGUGCUGAAUGGACCGCCGCCGGGGAGCACUGCAAACGUGGGCCCCAUGCGGCGGAGUAGCACGAUGGAGCUGAUCGACACUGUCGGUACCGGGUUUGAGUACGAAUAUGAAAGCGGUAUGCCCCCCGAUGACUUAUGCCUCGUUGCUUCAGCCAACUCCUCUGCUGUGGGGCCAGGAUUGGACAGCGAUUUUGGUGCAAGCGCAGGAAUUUCCCUCAGAAUAUUGUCUUGUGACAGCGACGGCCUUUCGAACGCACAGCUGUCAUCUCCUAUGGAGUGGGAUUACUAUGAUCCAUGUUAUGUCAACCAAAAUAAUAUAGCCAAACACAUGUUUCACAUGCCCACUGUCAUCACUAAGCAGUACUGGGUUUAACGUUAUUUACAUGUUAUUUACCACAAAGCUACCACUAGGUGUCACUAAUAAAUAUAUUUACGUUUAAGAUGAUUAAAAAAAAACACUUUAAAAUAUGUUGUUACCAAAAGUUUAAUAAGAUCUUUAUAUACUUUACGUUUCAAGACGUUAAGAAGUUUUGUUUCACUGUACGUUACUUCUGAUUUGUAAUGUUUAUUUUUUUAAAACCACGCAUUUUCAAAUUGAGUAUGUAUAAGUAUCACAGAUGUCAAUUUUUUCACGCAUUGUUGUUUAAAAGAUUUGGGUUUCUGGGAUUGCGAUUUUGGACGGGAUUACAAAACUUGCUGGUGAACCCUCAUUUUGUUGCAGUUAAUAUCUUAUCUUUAAAUAUUUUAGACUUGAUUGUAAUGUUGCUGUAUUGUAAUAAACUUUUUAAACCUAUACUAUCCUCCUCUUGGGUGUACAGAUAAAAUGUA